Messenger RNA from Trichomycterus rosablanca, 4060 nucleotides. Its product is annotated as inactive serine/threonine-protein kinase TEX14-like. Gene Ontology annotation, molecular function: ATP binding; protein tyrosine kinase activity; protein binding. Gene Ontology annotation, cellular component: intercellular bridge; kinetochore; midbody. Lineage: Eukaryota; Metazoa; Chordata; Actinopteri; Siluriformes; Trichomycteridae. The transcript has 27 exons. The record is from RefSeq and is a predicted model, not a curated record. Gene Ontology annotation, biological process: intercellular bridge organization; mitotic sister chromatid separation; protein phosphorylation. Bases 72 to 3740 code for a protein of 1222 amino acids.
GUAAUAAUAACGGUUAACGCUAGUUUUGUUCGUUAUUUAUUCGUUCUGAAGGACUGUAAGGCGCUGCAGAGAUGCCCACCUCGCCCCCUGUUCCCUGCCCUGUGCGGCUGGGCAUGGUUAAAACCGGAGGUCUGCCUGCUCAGCUGCACCGAAACACCCGGGAGAGAAACGUCCACAAAGUAGAGAAGCUGCUAAAGAAAGGUGUAGACGUGGACUGUGUGAACCAUCUCGGACAGACGGCUCUGUUCUGUGCAUCUCUGCUGGGUUUCACUGGUGUAGCAGAGUUGCUUCUUCAAUACGGUGCCAACCCAAACCAUCGGUGUGAUGACAGGAGCACUCCGGUGCACGCCGCCGUCUUCUCCUGUAACCCGCGGUUACUCAGCGAGCUUCUGGAUGCUGGAGGAGAUUUACGGCUCCAUGAUGAUCAGGGCAGGACUCCCAGAGACUGGGCUGACAUCGGAGCUCAGGAACACAGUGCCAGAAUGCUGGAGUUUCUGAAGAGCUGUGCUUCACAUAUGAAGAUUUUAUCUCAGUCUCACUCACCCAGAGCAGCUCCCCUCAGUCCAGGUUCCUCCAAAACUCUCCUGCGCUCGCCCUCACUCCUGCAGCUCCUCAGACCCGGGGGAUCUGAUCACAUGAUCAACAGGAACCCGAGGCUGAAGGCGUCCGCGUGUGACACGGUGCAGUGCUUCGGGUUCGGAAAGAUGUGUGUGGAGAAGAAGCAGCUUCCUGUAGGCGUCCUGGCCUCGCUGCCGUUGAUUCCGGAGUCGGAACUCUUACAGGCUGAUGACGAAGCGCUUCAUGCUUUUGCAUGCGGCUCCUUCAUGCAGCUGAUCAAUUACAGUUGGAGAGGAAGCCGUGUCACCGUGAAAGAGCUGCAGCACGUGCGGAAACACGACUACCAGGACCUGCUCAUCACAGAACUGCAGCACUGCUGUCACCUGUUUCACUCUCACCUGCUGCAGCUGAUGGCAGUGAGCGUGUCCACAGAUCUACUGCAAACCAGACUGGUGUACGAGCGGGUGCACGUGGGCUCACUGUACACGCUCCUCUAUCACAAGCGAGCUGAAUUCCCAGUCCUGCAGGUGUGUGAGAUGUUAUUAACGCUGCUACAGGUGUGUGAGGCUCUGCUGUACCUGCACACUCGCUCUCUGGUGCUGCGAUCUCUCUCCUCACACUCCGUCAUCAUCGUACACCCCGGAGUCGCCAAGGUCACCAACCUCGGCUUCAUCACGCCCAGUGAUGGUGGUCAGAUCCGCAGCGCAUCCCUUCUCCCCAUCCCGCUCAUGCUCUGUAACUGGGCGGCUCCGGAAGUGAUCCGAAAUAACUCCUGCACAGGAAAAGCUGAUCUGUACAGCAUGUGUGCUCUUAUACAGGAAGUUUAUACUGACGCAGUACCGUGGGGUCCCGUAGAUCCACACUGGAUAAAGCAGGCUGCAGACGCAGGUCAGGCUCUGUGCGCGGACCCCGCGGUGCCUCAGCCGUAUUACGACCUGCUGCUGACCGGCCUGAAUCCUCGAGCUGGGGAUCGAACCUGCAGCCUUCAGGAUCUGAGGUACACACUGCGCUCCGACCUCAAGGAGCUAAACCAGAGGGAGGGGAGGAGGGCAGGACGCCCCCUAGAGGUCAGAGCCAGAACCGAUAGGUGGAGCACAGAGGCCCAGCCUGAGCAGCCAGGGGUUCACUGUGCAACUGUGCAAUAUUCUGUACAUCCAGAUUCCCCCCCGACAGAUCAGCCACCGCUGGAGCGAGAGAUUCUGCAGCACCUCGACAGCUUCCUGGAGAAAGAAAGAGAAGAAACCGAGAGCAGCGCGUCCACCACUCAGCUCGUUCGGGACAUCCUCCCCCUGGAUGAGUGGCGUCUGUCCCCCCGUCCUCCUUCAGAACCGCCCGAGGGGGAGACGGAGACGGAGGAGGACGAGCAUCCCUCCGUCUCCGAGCACAUCAGCUCCAUCGUCCUGAACCUGAAGGUCUCUCGGGUCCUGAUGCAGCAGGCCGAGAGCGGCCUGGAGCUCGCCGAGCCGAGGAUCAUGGGAAAUCCGCGCCCCGACUGCCCGCGCUUCGACGAGGUGGACGGUUUCGGCUGGCGCACGGAGAGAAAGGUGGAGGUGCUGAAAGCGGUCGGACCGCCACCCGUGUACAGACCGGGUCUGGGGUUCCAGGAGACCGAGGAGGAGGUCAGUGAGUUCUGCUCCGCCGGAGAGGGAAGCUUCGAUAGCUCAGAGGGAGACGGAGGUGGGAGUGAGGAGCAGCUCUGUGGUUCCAGGUUUUAUCAGUCAGACGUUCAUCACGUGGAGGAGGAACAGCAGCGUGCUCCCACAUGGACCAGUGAGGUAAGAGCAGCAGUGGCGCGGAUGGCACGGGGUCUCCUGGGCACUGCCACAGCAGUGAGUGUAAGCAGUGGUGAGAGUGAGGAGGUGCAGGAGCAACGGCGCCAACUGGUGGACGUGCAGGAGAACACAGAGCUGGAGCAACUGUUCAGGAGCUUUGCAGGUAUUGGGAGUGAUAGUGAGGAGAACACAGACUUCUACACCAUCAAUCACACCAAAGAUCUCAACCACCAGCAGGAGGACAGAUCAGAAUCUGACCACACUCCAUCACCACUGGAACCGUCCAGCAUUUUCUACACACCAGCUCACGACAUGGAGGAUCUGGACCGUACAGAGGAGCGCUCGCAGACUCUAAGUUCUGAGGAGGACCCGGAUGUGACGAUGGAGGUGUGUCGCCCUGCCACGCCCGCCGAGACUGUUUUCACAGACCCACCAGCCUCUGAGGAACAGGACCAGACUGAUGCAGUACCAGAACCAGAACCAGGGUCCACUCACAGCACCAGGAGCGGUCAUGUGACCGAUAUAGCCGAGAUCUCCAGCAUCGCCUGUUCACCUGCACAGUACCUGGAAUGGGCGGGGCUAGCAGGAGCCCCUCCCAGCACACGCGGCACACGCCUCCCACCGUGCAACAGCACCCCACGUAGUCCAGUGGGUCAUGGUCGUAGCGCCCCCCAGAGGGAGGUAUGUGGUACCACACCUGUUCCGUACCCGCACUCCCUGGCUGAGACGUCUCUGUGGGGCAGCGCUGCAUCUCCGUCCUCCACCCAAACCUACAACACCGCCAGACCGGAGAGCACGGUGAGCACGGUGAAUCGGUCUCCUGAGGUGAGGGAUUCUAUUCAGGAGGAUUCAGACACACCAACAACUGGCAACCCAGAGUUCACUACAGCCAGCUCAGGGGUCAGACACACCUCAGACAGCAGCAGCCAGAACCACACGACCGGAAUAUCAGCAGUACAGAGCGACGCCCCCCCACAACGUGGAGAUGAAGAUAAAUCCUCCUCCAUCGCCCCCCAGGGUCUGGAGGAGAGCAGAAGAGCUCACACCACCCUGGACGAGGAACUGCGGGACCUCCUGGAGAACCUGGACACCCAGAGGAGCUCACAGAGACCUGAAAGCUUCAGCGAGCACAGGCUGGGACUCACCAGAGAGGAGGAAGGAGAAGGAAAUGAGAAGAUUAUGGAGCUUCUGGAGGAGAGUGGAUGUCCAGCAGGAGACGGCAGUGAGGGAGCAGCGUGGAGCGAAACACACUGGACUGAACCGCUCACCACAGGAAACAUGAAUGAACAGGGAGAGAAAAUCGAGGGAGCGAGCCACGCCCUCCUGAACAAACCCCACAGAGUGAUUAUUUUGGAGAACACGCCCAUCCAGAGUGACCCCGCCACACCCCACCCCAGUGAUCGAUCAUAAAGGUUCCCGAUCACAUGUGUACUGUACAAACCACCGAUCAAUACCGAGCGUACAGGCUCAUCUGUGUUUCUGUCCUCACCUCACACUGUUCCUACGACUUCAGCAGGUUCUUCACCGUUGGAUGAACUGACUCCAGUAUUUUUAGUUUUGAUCUCUUUAAGAUUCCUCACCCAAAAAAUGCGACUUUUAUAACGUAGUUUAAGUGAAUUAUUUAAUACGAGUUCCUUUGAACAGCAGCGUAAUGAGAUUCGUACCGCCGAUGUUCAAAACACAACAACAUUCCUGUAACAACUGUUUAAUAAAUGUUUAUUAGAACUCAA